ACAAUGUUUUGAGAAAACUCAGCUGGUGGGGAAAGUGGUCGAAGCCUGAAGCUAUAAGUACGACGCGCGGCGCGAGCGCCGACUAAAGCUCGCCGCUCUCUCAGACCAAUGUCACGGGCGCUCGUCUAACACUUGUUGCAUUAAUUACUUUCACAUCAAUGUGCAUGUUAUGUUAGUGUGUGUUCUUCUCUCUCGGAUUUAGCGCGACGUCAUUUUUGAAAGUUGAAUCUGUCUACAAUGACGACCGGAACAUCCCUCGCGCUGGCGGGCAGCUUAUUCGCGGCCAAGAACAAGUAUGUGGAGGACGAGAACAUGAACGCAAUACGGACAGGAAGGAUUUCCGGAAAGCGACGAGAUUAUGAAUGGCAGAUUGUGUGGAGAAACGUUCUGGCGUUUGUAUAUCUGCACGUCGGCCUUAUUUACGGUUUCUAUCUUAUUUUAACCGGCAAUGUCAAGCUAUGGACACCUAUCUUUGCGGUAUUAUUCACGCUCCUCUCCGCCAUUGGUGUGACCGUGGGCGCUCAUCGAUUAUGGGCGCACCGCGCGUAUAAAGCACGCUGGCCCAUGCGCUUGUUGCUCGCCUUGCUCCAGACCAUGGCCUUUCAGAACCACAUCUACGAGUGGGUCCGGGACCACAGAGUCCACCACAAGUACACGGAGACGGACGCGGACCCGCACAACGCGAGGCGGGGGUUCUUCUUCUCGCACAUCGGCUGGCUCAUGGUCCGCAAGCACAAGGAGGUGUUCGAGAAGGGCGCCCAAAUCGACAUGUCCGAUCUUGAGAAGGAUCCCAUCGUUAUGUUUCAGAAGAAAACGUAUCUAGUGGUGAUGCCCAUCCUGUGCUUCCUGCUGCCGUCGUGGGUUCCGGUGUACUGCUGGGGCGAGGACCCGUGGACCUCGUGGUACGUGGCCUCGAUCUGGCGGUACACGCUGUCGCUCAACUUCACGUGGCUGGUCAACUCGGCAGCGCACAUCUGGGGGAACAAACCUUUUGACAAGAACAUAGGCGCCACUGACAACGUGACCGUGGCCAUCUGUGCGGUCGGCGAGGGCUGGCACAACUACCACCACGUGUUCCCGUGGGACUACAAGGCGGCAGAGCUCGGCAACUACCGCACCAAUAUCUCCACGGCUGUUAUCGACCUCGCAGCUAAAUACGGUUGGGCCUACGACUUGAAGACGGUCUCUGUUCAAAUGAUCAAGAACAGAGUGGCGCGGACAGGAGACGGGAGCCACCCGUCCGUGCAAGAGACCAAGCAGGUGGACGACGACCACGACCACGCCCACCCCGAGAACCCCGUGUGGGGCUGGGACGACAAGGACAUGCCCGAGGAAGACCGGCUCUUGGUGGAAAUAUCACAUCAGAAAUCAGAAUAGCGGAUAACACAAAGGAAUUUUUUGGAAAGGAAGUUCAGGGGGUAAUUGCCUUCUACGACCCACAGUCCUACUAUUAGCACAGAAUAAAUAUUAGUACAGUCACGUCUGAAAAUAUCGGUACGAAAAAUGUGCCUAAAAUAUGUAUACACUACCUUAAUAUAUGGGCAAUAAAGUCGUGUAUACAUUUUUGGCACUUUUUUCGUAUCGAUAUUUUCAGACGUGACCGUACUAUAUUAGGCACUUAUUAACUUCAAUAUUUUCAAUCGGUAUCGGUAUGGCGAUUUGUUUUGUUUCUUUCACUUUUUUAAUAACAAAACAAAGUGAAUCCUAUUUUCUAAUAUUCACAUUUCACAGCUUUUAUUUAUGCAUAGCGUGGCGUCGCUCUCCUGUGUCAGCUGUGUUAAAUACCCAUUUUGUAAAUAAUAAACGCCUACUUGAAAGAGGGAAGGCUAGAAUUAUGGGUCCCAUAUGUUAAAAAUGUUUAAACGGAGAAAUGGCUGCCUCUAUCAUAUUUAACAAAUUUUUACUAUUUAACAAUAAUCGUUUUUCUACUUACUAGGUAAAUGAUGCCAAACUGAGAGUUUUAUUUGUAGAGUAUAUAACAUAACCAAGUGUUAAGUAGUUGUUGUAUGUGAUAUUUUAUACAUUAAUAUAGAUAUUUAGGAUCGAACUGGCUUGUCAAAUUACUUUUUUCCGAAAAGUCAAAACGAUAUUGAUCGUUUCCUGUUAUUAUUGUUGUGCUGAUGACAGCAUGAACUUUGCAGACAUUAAUCGCCAACGUAUGACAAACAAACAACCUUUUCUAAUAUUUAUAAUGAAUAGAAAAUAAGGCUCAAAAGUAAAUUAAAACUAGUGUAUUUUGUGGAUUUGGAAUACUCCUUUUAUUGUUUACUGUGUGUUAAAUAGCAAUAAUAUAAUGAAUACAGUCCGAUCCGCUUUUGUUGCGCUCAGCGCUAUUAUACACAAUUAUUUAGGCAAUUUUUGUGGCGCGAUACCCACCUACAGUUAGUAAACUUUUAUAUUUGUAAAUACCGACUUUUGAAAUUGAUAAUUAAACAGCAAUAGAAAAACAACACAGCGUUUACAGGAAAACAUUUUUGAAUAAUACAUUUGAUUGAAGACUUCUAUAAUUUUUAGUAACUUGCUCACUGAGAGUUUAUGAGAAUAAAUUAUGUUGAUUUUUU
Molecule: messenger RNA, 2561 nt
Organism: Cydia pomonella (codling moth)
Lineage: Eukaryota; Metazoa; Arthropoda; Insecta; Lepidoptera; Tortricidae
Product: acyl-CoA Delta-9 desaturase-like
Exons: 8
Coding region: 238-1377 (379 amino acids)
Biological process (GO): unsaturated fatty acid biosynthetic process
Cellular component (GO): endoplasmic reticulum membrane
Molecular function (GO): stearoyl-CoA 9-desaturase activity; iron ion binding
Source: RefSeq, a predicted model, not a curated record